Xenopus laevis (African clawed frog) is the source of this 922-nucleotide messenger RNA. RefSeq names its product StAR related lipid transfer domain containing 5 S homeolog (gene stard5.S). Lineage: Eukaryota; Metazoa; Chordata; Amphibia; Anura; Pipidae. The record is from RefSeq and is marked provisional. Gene Ontology annotation, biological process: cholesterol import. Gene Ontology annotation, molecular function: cholesterol binding; cholesterol transfer activity; lipid binding.
GGUUGUCAUCUCUCCCCGCAGAACUCCGGAUCCCCCUAAAUUGAGAAGGUUUCUGCUCACUGCAGAGAUGGAACACGCAGAGCUGGCGAGAUCGGCCGCCGACAAACUGCUGUCCUACACUACAGACGAGAGCGGCUGGAAACUCUGCAAAAGAACCAGAGAAGUUGCUGUGUACUGGAGACCAUCAGCAGAGUUUACAGGAAACCUGUACAAAGGGGAGGGAAUAGUAUCAGCGAAACUAGAAGAUGUUUGGGAGUGUUUAAAGCCAGAGCCUGGUGGCCUAAGAGUGAAAUGGGAUAAUAAUGUAGAUAAAUUCCACCUUAUUGAUGCUAUUGCUGAUGAUAUCACAGUAUGUCAAACAGUAACACCAUCUGCUGCCAUGGGUAUUAUUGCCCCAAGAGACUUUGUAGAUGUGGUAUUAAUCAAGCAGUAUGAGGAUGGCUCCAUAUCUUCUAAUGCAACAAAUGUGGAUCACCCUGGUUGCCCACCUCAGAAAGGCUUUGUCAGAGGAUUUAACCAUCCGUGUGGCUGCUUCUGUAUACCUGUUCCAGGAGAACCGAAGAAAACCCGAGUAUUAAGCUUCUUUCAGACAGAUCUUAGUGGAUAUCUUCCUAAAUCUGUUGUGGAAUCAUUUUUUCCAUAUAGCAUGGUUAAUUUUUACAGCAAUUUUACAAAAGCUGUGAAGGCAGCGACUGUAUGACAUACUUCAAUAUCUCCGCAAAACAUCUUCCAUCGUUUGGCAUUCCAAUAGAAAAGGUCAAUUAAGACUGUAAGAAAUCACAUCACUAUCCACAAUGGAGUGACUUAUCCAUAAAUGUCCAUUACUAUUCUUCUGCUGCAACUCCCAGAAUCCCUAAAGAGUUUCUGUGACUUGUGGCUCAAGAGCAGCUGGCCAUAUGGUUUUAAACAUUAGGCCUUAAAG